Molecule: messenger RNA, 1211 nt
Organism: Callorhinchus milii (elephant shark)
Lineage: Eukaryota; Metazoa; Chordata; Chondrichthyes; Chimaeriformes; Callorhinchidae
Product: homeobox protein TGIF1
Exons: 4
Coding region: 150-932 (260 amino acids)
Biological process (GO): regulation of transcription by RNA polymerase II
Molecular function (GO): RNA polymerase II cis-regulatory region sequence-specific DNA binding; DNA-binding transcription factor activity, RNA polymerase II-specific
Source: RefSeq, a predicted model, not a curated record
GUGUGUGUGACUGUGAGUGAGUGUGAGUGUGGUGUGUGUUCAGGGAGUUGUGACAGAUCUGAGGGUCACAUUGCGGUGUGUAUCGCAGCUCCGGGGGGAGGGGAGGAAACAGUCAAACCCAACAACAUCAACACUAAAGCUGCAACAAGAUGAAAGCUGCAAAGAAAGCCUUUGCUAGCCAGAGGUCGGUGGAAUUGACCAUGUCAGACAGCGAGACGGGCGAAGAAGAUGGCAGUUUCUCUCCGGACAUGGCCAAUUCCAAAAAGAGGAAAAGGCAUGUGAUUUUUUCCAAAGAGUCUGUGACCAUCCUGCGGGACUGGCUUUACGAACAUCGACUCAACGCAUAUCCGUCCGAGCAGGAGAAGCUGAGCUUGUCUGGACAGGCUAACCUCACAGUCCUGCAGGUCUCCAAUUGGUUCAUCAACGCAAGGAGAAGACUGUUGCCCGACAUGCUGAGGAAAGACGGCAAAGACCCUCAUCAAUUCACCAUUUCUCGCAAGAGCAAGGCCUCGGAACUGGGCCUCUCACGAAGCCCGAGUGGAACAAGCCCGUCCGAGAACUCGGGGACGGGCAGCACCUCCCCCAGUUUAUCUCCGUCCGUUCGGCCUUCUGUCAUUUGUCACGCCACCACCAACGCAGCCAAGGAUACGCCUGCAAUCUCCUGCCCGGACUCUGGCAGCAACAACACCACCAACAGCAACAGCAGCAAGAAAACCUCAAAACUGACUGACCAAGAGCUGGUUGCCCCUCACUGCAAAACUAACACUACCACAGAGGCAACCGGUCCAGCCAACGGACUGUUCAACACACCGCCUCCCACUCCGCCAGAGCUCCACCAGGACUUCAGCGGCUUCCAGCUGCUGGUGGACGUGGCACUCCAGCGAGCGGCUGAACUGGAAUCACAGAAACGCAACGUCAAAAUCCAGUCUUAAACCCCACUGCGCGCGCGCGAGAGAGAGAGCGCAGUGGACGGCAGUAGAAACGUCGAGCGAAACCUUUCAGUUGGUUCCAGUCUGCGGACUGACUGACUGUCGAGCGACUGCGAUCGUUUUUCAUCACCCUCGUGAAAUCCCUAUUUGGAGAAAUGACAAUUUUUCCCCAUUCGGACAGGAAGCUUGCAAAGUUUGCCCUCUUGAACUGGAAGUGAAAAUCUGUUGUGAUCGUCUGGUUGAUCGGAGGGAUUUUCCCCCCUCGCUGCCCCCUCUUCUGCC